Molecule: messenger RNA, 5112 nt
Organism: Orcinus orca (killer whale)
Lineage: Eukaryota; Metazoa; Chordata; Mammalia; Artiodactyla; Delphinidae
Gene: RSPH10B
Product: radial spoke head 10 homolog B
Exons: 16
Coding region: 1707-3776 (689 amino acids)
Source: RefSeq, a predicted model, not a curated record
CCUCUGCGGGGUCCAGAUGGCGGUUGGGGUACAGGGCCCAGUGUGGGCCUCCCACCCACACCCUGCUCUCGACCUCUCUGCCCAGACAGUGGGCUUCCUUCCAUUUGCAAACUUAGAAUUCCUUAGGUGUAAGGAGACAGUCAAGUAAUGGUCAUUGCCACUUGUGCAAGCACUGCACGGGUGGACCUGUCCGAAAGAUUUAAUAUUUGCAAGAACUCCGCAUAUCGGGGUUUGUGGGAGGCAGGCCUGCCCCAGAGACCACCUGUCCUCAUCCCAGAACCCUUGAAAACCUGCUCUAUGUGGCCAAGGGGCUCCGCAGGUGAGUAAGGGAAGGGUGGUGAGAUGGGGCGAGUACCCUGGGUUGGCUGGGUGGGCCCCGUCUAGCCCGUGGCUUCUGAAAAGUGGAGAACUUUUCCCAGCUGAGCCAGAGAGAGGAACGUUGCUAAUUUCGAAGAUGGAGGAAGGCGGCCUCUAGAAACUGGAAAAGGCAAGGACAUAGAUUCUCCCCUGGAGCCGCCAAAGGAACCAGUCCUGGUGGUUUCCUAACUUACAGAACUGUGAGAUGAUAAACUUGUGUUGCUUUAAGCCACUAAGUUUGGGGUAAUUCGUUUAGGGCCAUAAUGAAAAAGUAACACCUGAGUUAUUCUAGUGAGCGAGGCCUCGGGCGCGGCAAUUAGUAGAGCUGGGAAAACCCUGGUCAGGUGCUUCAAGCUUCAGCGCUCUGCUUUAAGGGCUGAGCACGCUCGGCGGCCCGUUUAAGAGCGGGGCGGGGCCUGCGGUUGCCUGGAGACCGGCAGGAUCAGGUCGCCGCGCCGCUUCCGUCUGGGAUUGGCAGAGUCCCACGGCGUCCCCAGCGAGGUGAGUGCCCCGCGGGGUCCCGGGGUCCCAGGCCGUGGUUGCGCCGCGACGGACAUGACCUUGCCUUGCACUCCGGGACUCACCUGUGCGUCCUGCUCGAUGCACCGGGGUGUCUUCAGUGGGGCCAGUUUGGGAAGGCCACAGAAACUGUGGCUUUGGAGCCCUGUGCCUCAGCUCUAAGACCUUGGGCAAAUAAUUAGCACAAGAUUUUUUGCUUGACCCUGGCAGUGCUGUCCUAGGGAGUAGGUAGCCGAUGAUUUCAAGUUCAAAAACAGGAAAGUGAAAAAAUAAUCACUUCAUUAUUGAUUGUGCACACUGUCUGAUCCGUAGGGAUUUUGUGCCUCAUCUCAUCCUUAUAACCAGACCAAGGUGCUGUUAUUCCUGUUUGACAGCUGAAGCAGAAGGACCUCAGGUAACAGCUGGGAAGGGGCAGUGCAGCUCAUGAGCACUUUGCCAUGCUGACACACGAAGAGACGGGCUUUUAAAGUACGAACUGGUGGCAUGUAAGAUUUCAGAGGUUAAGUCGGUAUUUUUCACACACAGGAUUGCUCUUCUUACUGGAGCACUAUUUGGAAAGAAGUGGUAGAUGGUGGUUCCAAUUUUAAAAAUUUUAGGAAGCAACCAAUGCAAUAUUGAAGUAAUAUUUUUAUAAACUGGUGAGACUCGAUACUUGUAAUUAAUUUUUCAGGCUGUAGGAAAAGAGUGAUAAUGACAUUGGGGUUGUAAAACGAGACAUAAUUUUUAUUUGUCAGGUAAAACUCAUCAACGCCUUGAAACAAACAGCUUUCAACCAAAGGAGUCAUUUGAUACUUACCUAUAUAAAGCAAACCUUAGGUCUUCUAAAGGCAAUGGUGAAAGAAAAGAAAAGAGCAGAUAAAAAAGGGGAUAAGUUGGCCUGCUCUCCCUCGUCUGUCUCCGAUCAUACAGAGUUUCCCAAACAAGAUGGCAAUGCUGCUAGGCAAGAUAUGCCCCCAGGUGCUGUGCCACCAUUGGACAUGCAGCUCAAAGAACCAGAACUCGAGAGAGAGUGCAAAAAUGAUGAUCUGCGGAAUGAAGAUACCACCCAGUAUGAAGAUACCACCCAGUAUGAAGAGCCCAUUCUGACCAAACUCAUAGUAGAAAGCUACGAAGGGGAAAAAGUCCGUGGACUGUAUGAGGGAGAAGGCUUUGCCAUCUUUCAAGGAGGCUGUACCUACCACGGUAUGUUUUCAGAAGGACUCAUGCAUGGACGGGGGACUUACGUCUGGGCUGAUGGAUUGAAAUAUGAGGGGGACUUUGUGAAAAACAUCCCCAUGAACCGUGGCAUCUACACGUGGCCGGAUGGCAGCACCUACGAAGGAGAAGUGGUCAACGGCAUAAGACACGGAUUUGGCAUGUUCAAGUGCAGCACGCUGCCCGUGUGCUACAUCGGCCACUGGUGCCACGGCAAGAGAUACGGCAAGGGCUGCAUUUGUUACGAUCAAGAGGGUACCUCUUGGUACGAGGGAGACUGGGUGCACAACGUCAGAAAGGGCUGGGGGAUAAGGCGUUACAAAUCUGGAAAUAUAUAUGAAGGUCAGUGGGAGAACAACAUGCGUCAUGGGGAAGGCCGGAUGAGGUGGCUGACAACUAACGAAGAGUACACGGGUCAUUGGGAGCAGGGGGCCCAGAAUGGUUUUGGCACACACACAUGGUUUCUAAAGAGAAUCCCCUACUCCCAGUAUCCUCUGAGAAAUGAAUAUGUGGGAGAGUUUGUGAAUGGAUACCGUCAUGGCUAUGGAAAGUUCUACUAUGCCAGUGGAGCCAUGUAUGAGGGAGAAUGGGUUGCCAAUAAAAAACAUGGCAUGGGCCGAUUAACUUUUAAGAAUGGGCGUGUGUAUGAUGGCCCAUUUUCCAAUGACCGCAUAGCAGAGUUUCCAAAUCUUGAAGGUGAACUGAUCAGCUACCUGGACACGACUCCAGAAUCUGCCCUCAGGAACCAGUAUUGCAGAUCCUCCAUCAGUGCCGAAAUCAUCAGAAAGCUUGAUGGCAGUGAAAGUAAUUCCACGUUAGGCUCGAGCAUUGAGCUGGAUCUCAGUUUGUUGCUGAAAAUGUACCCGGAGAGAGACCAAUCAGAAGAAAAGAAGCAGGUAGAAUAUGCUAUCUUAAGAAAUAUUACAGAACUAAGAAGAAUCUAUAGCUUCUACAGCAGCCUAGGAUGUGAUCACUCUCUGGAUAACACCUUUCUGAUGACAAAGCUUCACUUCUGGAGGUUUCUAAAAGACUGCAAAUUCCAUCAUCAUAAAAUAACCCUCGCCGAUAUGGACAGGGUACUAAGUGCCAAUAAGGACAUACCAGUUGAAGAAAUUCAUUCUCCAUUUACAACAAUACUUUUGACAACAUUUUUGAAUUACCUCCUGGAGUUGGCUUACCACAUCCAUCACAAAGAAUACCAAGACAGAAGCCCAUCACUCUUUUUGUGUUUUACAAAACUGAUGAAUGAGAACAUUCGCCCAAAUGCCUGCCGUGUAAAAGGCAGUUUAUUCUGCGAGGCCCACCGGACACUCUAUUCAAUGAAUUACGUGGAUAAGUGCUGGGAGAUCUACACAGUUUACUGCAGACCAAACGCAGCCCCUCCCCAUGAGCUCACAAUGAACAUGAGACACUUCCUCUGGAUGUUGAAGAGAUUUAAAAUGAUAAAUAAAGAAUUAACAGCAAGAAAAUUUGUGGAGGUCAUAGCAGAGGAUAAUCCUUUCAUGCAUGAUGGAAUUGACAGCAACUUUAAACUUGAGCUGGUUUUCCUGGAAUUCUUUGAAGCUCUGUUAAGCUUCGCACUCAUCUCUGUUACUAACCAAUCGAAUAAAUUCUAUUUAAAUUUUCCAAAUGAUGACUUGUCUGGAAACAAAGCUGGAAGCACUUAUACAAUGAUAAAGCAGGGAAAAUGUAUUUUCUGGUCAUGACCUAUGACAGUGGAAAUACGUAAUGAGUGUCAGAGGGCCUACCGACACCCUCAGGGGUGUGGGGCUCCCCUGGCUUGACCACGAGGCCUACGGCAUCUGAGGUGGUUUUUAUGAAACGUUUCAUCCCAUGAUCUAGUGUUUACAAGAGUGGAUCGCUCGUCACAGAGCACAGAUGCCAAGGAACAGCUCCCGAGCGUGUGCAGGAUGCUGGGCGCGUCCCAGAGGACAGGACCUGCUCGUGGGGCUGGACACUGGGCUUCACGCCAAAGCCCUGGGGGAGCAGGGACAGCGUGGGCCGUUGACCGAAAGAUCUAGCCGCUGGGUCAGAUGGAUCGGAGGUUUCAGGGUAGUGGGCUGGAAGGGUUUCUGAUCGUUGAGUCCUUCAUUCAGAGCCACAAGGGAGAGUGUUGGGGGCCAGCGGAAACCCCAGCUGGGAAACUCGCCAGAGCUGCUCACUCAGGGAGACCUCUCACUGUUGGUCAUCUAAGGAGCACCUCUGACCACGAGUCCCAGGAUGUGCCUUGGACCCUCGUGCAGGUUCAACUUCAGUAGCACCCAGUCCACCCGAUCAGCAGAUACGCCCCCUCCAGGUCAUCCGAGAGCCUGGCCACAGGCUGGGGCUGGGUCAUGUCCACCUUAAACUCAUCCAUGCCUGCGUGGAUGGCAGCACGUGGGCUCCAGUAACCACACACGGACACGCUGGCCUCGGGGACAGCCUCAGGAACCAUCCGAUCAAGUUCACGUCUGGUUUCCAAUCUGGCACCGCACAUCCAUCAAGAUAAACAAGUCCUAUUAUAACCAUGCAACGGGGAAGAGCCAGCAGUGCAAUAACUCCUAACACAUGCCAACAGCAUGGGUGCAUUGCUUAUGCUGGGUGGAAGCAGCCAGACGGAAGGGCGCAUGCCGCUGUGAUUCCAACGACGCAAAAUCCGAGAAAGGCCCAGUGAUCUGUAGUGACAGGGAACAGGCAAGCAGUUGCUCGAGGAUGAGGGAGGAGGGCUUCCUGGGGCACAGGAAACCUGGGGUGAUGGAUACGUCCACUCUCGGAGGCGACGGUUUCACAGGUGUAGGCACAUCGAAACUCACCGUCAUAGUGCGCCUUAUGUGCAGGUCAUUGUAAAUCAAUUAUACCACGUUAAAAUCACGUACACGUGUCUCUCCACGGAAAACAGAAAUCCUCUUAUGUAUUUGUCGUUGAUCAGAACACCCAGAACAGGAGUCCAAGUGCUCUAAGAAGCCAGGAAUCUGAGGUGCAGGACGGCAACACUAAGUCGUCUUCAAGGAAGUUAGGAGUCUUGCUUGACAUGAGCAAGAUAAGGCAAUCAGAGGUUUGUAU